CAAUCCGAGAACGAAAUAUUUUUCGUCGAGGAAGGAAGGGCUAACGGGCUGUCGGCCAUAGGCCUGUCCGUGUUUGCCUUGCCGUUUUGGACGUCAUUUUUUUUAUUAUUACUCGCAGGUUAGAUUGACUACAAUUUGCUGGAGAGGAACCUUUUUCACGGACAUUCAUUAUAUAAACGGAACGUGGCAAGGCCGACGAAGAGAUAAGCAAGUGUCCGCCAAGGUUGCAGCUCGGUACGCGAAGUCCCACCCAAUGCGCAUUUAUUUCUAGUCACUGCAGGAAAGAAAGCAGCGGCGCUAGCACGACCAUGUCCAUCAUCAUCCGGAUGCAGAACUUGCCCUGGGCGGCCAACUCCCUGGACAUCCGGCGCUACUUCCAGGGCCUGGGUAUCCCCGAAGGCGGGGUGCACAUCGUGGGCGGCGACAAGGGCGACGCCUUCAUCGCCUUCAGCACGGACGAAGACGCCCGGCAGGCCAUGGAGCGCGAUGCCGGUAAAAUCAAGGAGGUGCGCAUCAAGCUACUGCUUAGCUCGCGCGCAGAGAUGCAGCGCGUCAUUGACCAGGCCCGGGCCCAGCAUGCCAACCCGGCACCGCCGAAGAAAGAAGAGCGUCGCCGACCCAGUCCCGAAGACCGCGGUCGAAGAGGCCCCACUAGCAGCAGCUCGAGAGACCGCUCUCCGCGACGACGGCGUCGCGACCGCAGCCACAGCCGUUCGCCGUCGUACCGUAGGGACCGCGACAAGGAGCGCAGCAGGUCCUCGCGCGGAGACGAGAGACGUCGCAGCUUCGAAGAGCCCGUGAGCCGCGGUAACGAUGCUGCCCCUCUCGAAGAGCCGAACAAGCCGGUGCAGAACGGGUCUGAGGCCCCGCUACCCGCGUUCCAGGGCACCGUGGGGCCUCUGAACAUUCCCGGUCUUCAGGGGCUUCCGGGCCUUCAGGCGCUACAAGGUCUCCAGAGCGGACUCGACGCUGGCUUGGCUUCCCUGCCUCUGGCCAAGCCCGCUUGGGAGCCCGAUCGCAAGCCGACCUGGGACGACAAGCAGCCGUCUGGUUUUCCUUCCGCAGAGCCCGACAAGUCGUCCGCAGCGUCUGCCACGGGUCCUCUCUUCCCGAUUUCGAGCACGAGUCCGGCAAUGCGUCCGCAAGGUGAAGGACUCUCGGGUCCCGUGAAUAUGGCUGGCCAGCCCCUGUUGCCCGGACUGGGUGGACUUAACCUCGCUUCGAUGAACAUGAUGAAUGCCAUGAUGGGUGGUCCGUCAGCAGGCGGCGACAUGAUGGGUAUGAUGGCCGGCAACAUGCCCAGUAAUAUGUCCGGCAGCGUGGCGGGCGGCAUGGGGGCGAAUAUGCCGCUCGGGAUGGGAGCGAGCAUGGGCGGGCUGGGGCCAAACAUGGGCGCAAUGGGACAGAACAUGGGUGGCAUGGCAGCGAACAUGGCUGGGAUGGGGGCCAACCUACCAGGGGGAAUGGGCACGAACAUGUCAGGCGGAAUGGGAGGUGCCAUGGCUGGGGGCAUGGCCGGCGUCAUGCCCGGUGUGAUGGGUGGCGCGAUGGCCGGUGGCAUGGGAGCUGCGAUGCCUGGUAGCAUGGGAAUGGGCGCAAUGGGGGCUAACAUGGGUGGCAGCAUGGGAGGGAACAUGAUGGGUGGCAGAGGCCCCAUGGGGCCGAAUGCUGGGCCGGGUUUUAACGAUCGACGGCCGAUUUCGGACGGUGCCCCUGCGUUCAGUAAGACCGACCCCGGCCCAGAGCCCCCGCGCAGGGCGGCGGCAGACGCUCCGGGACCGACCCCUGCGCGGGACUCGUCUUCCUCGCGUCGGAACGAAGAGAGCUGCUGCGUCGAGAUGCGCGGCCUGACGGGGGAGCCGACCCCGCGCGACGUGAAGGACUUUUUCCGUGGUCUGCGUAUCUUCAGCGGCUGCAUCCGAGUGGCCACCGCGGAAUCCGGCGUGAAGACCCUGGUGAUACGUUUCGCGAACAAGUGGGACGCCCGCGAAGCUCUGCAUGGCAACUACAAGAACUUCGGGGGCGACGCCAUAACGCUGGUGCCAUUCCCAGAAGAGCUGUUCGAACGCACAGAGUACCUGGGCGGCGGGGGCGGGCCGCCGCCGUCGCGGUUUGGAGGCUCUCAUCCCGGCGGCGGCGACGUCGGUCCCGGUGGUGCCCCAGGUGGAGGCGGCAGGGGCCGCUUCCCGCCGCGCGACGACAACACAGUCGUGGUGAUGAAGGGCCUUCCUUACUCGUGCUCCGAAACAGACGUGCUCCAGUUCUUCUCGGGCCUCAACAUAUUGGACCUGUUCGUGGAACAUGAUCACAAUGGACGUGCCACGGGCACGGGCUUCGUGGAAUUCGCGAGCAAGCGAGACUUCGACGCGGCCAUGAACAUGCACCGGCGCAAGAUGGGCCAUCGCUACAUCGAGCUGACAGUCGGCACCCGCGACUCUAUGCACCUGGCGCGCAAUGCGGACGGCGUGAGGCCCGACGGACCGGCAGUACCACCGCGAACCCGCGAAGAAGAGGCUCCCCACCACAGCCCGAUUCCGCCGGCGCCGUUGGGCCACGGGUCGGUACCUCUGGCGCACACAUGCGUGUCCAUGCUCGGCCUGCCCGACACUGUGACGGACCGCGACAUCGCCGACUUCUUCAGUACGCAGGGAGUCAUUCCUCGCGCCAUCCACAUCAUGCUCGGCGCCAACGGCGUGCCCACUGGCCACGCCUUCGCUGAAUUCGCCGCACACGCAGACUGCGAGCGCGCCUUCCUCAAGAACGGCGCCUCGCUGGGACCCCACACCAUCACAUUGAAGACGAUCCCGUACAGCGAAGUCGCGCAAGCCCUCGGCGGCCACCACCGUCCUCCUCCUCCAGAGAAUCGCUUCGAAGGGGGGCCUCCUCGGGGCCGGGACCAUGGGCCGCCCGUAGGCCGCGAGCUCGGAGGGCCCGGCCCUGUCAAGCGGCCCCUCCUGGAGCGUGCCGAGCGGCCGCCCCUGUUCCCGGACCCCGCCGAAGAGAGGAGAGGCCCGCUGUUCCCGGACCGCAACGGACCCCCCGGGCCCCUGCUCAGGGCCCCGAGGCGGUUCGACGACGGCGAGGGCCCGCGCGGGCCGUCGGGGCCCCCCGUGCCGGCGGGCCCGGGGUCCCUGGAAGGGUUUGGGAAGCCGGGCUGCGUGGUGACGGCUACCAACAUCCCGUUCCGCGCAGGCGUCGAUGACAUCAUCGCCUUCUUCCACGGGUUCGAUCUGACCAAAGAAAAAGUGAUGCGACGAUUCAGUGACCGCGGCCAGCCCACGGGCGACGCCAGGAUCGCGUUUGCGUCGCCCAGGGAAGCGCAGGAAGCUCUGGCCAAGUUCAACAACCGACCCAUGCAGGGUAGGGCCAUUACACUGGGCCUCCUCUGAGCUGCUCCUUUUUCCUGCAAUAACGCAUUCGGCGCUCGUAUUUUUUUUUUUUUUUUUUUUUUUUUUUUUUUUUUUGUUAAUGAGAAAUUUUACGGAUGAACUCAGAAUGGUGCGCGCGGUUUUUCGAUGCAGGUGACUGUGUGGAUGUGUUUGUGUGUCGUACUGUCUCGUUCACCCGCUCGAUUCGCGCGCGAUUGUACAGAAAUCACUUGCAUUGCAUCUGUUAUCUCAUUUCUGUUCGCUGGUCGGCUGGUCACGCGGAAACUCGCGAAAAAUCACGCAUUAAAGGAUCCUCAUUAUCUAUUCGUGGUGU
Messenger RNA from Ixodes scapularis (black-legged tick), 3702 nucleotides. RefSeq names its product RNA-binding protein 12. NCBI's taxonomy places the organism in Eukaryota, Metazoa, Arthropoda, Arachnida, Ixodida, Ixodidae. The record is from RefSeq and is a predicted model, not a curated record. The transcript is spliced from 3 exons. Gene Ontology annotation, biological process: regulation of RNA splicing. Gene Ontology annotation, cellular component: nucleoplasm; ribonucleoprotein complex. The coding region runs from base 309 to 3389 and encodes 1026 amino acids. Gene Ontology annotation, molecular function: RNA binding.